CGCAAACAACACGGGGCCCAAGCUACUUCGCGGUAUCAAAACAGUGAUAAAAAAUAUAACAAUUUUAUUAGCCCGUGUCAGUGACAGUGACAACACAUAUCAAAGCAAUCUAGUGCAGUGACAUGAAUUAAGUGAAACAAAUCUGGCGGAUUUUAAAAGUGAGACUGUGCGGAGGUGGGUAGAAUCUCACCCCUCGCCCACCCUCCAAAAGAAAUCUAAUCUGGACACUCUGAAAUCGUUUAAAAACAACAACAACAACAACAUAGACUUUUCGCACAAUUUUUGGAACAAAUCGAACAAAGAUACUAAUAUGUCAAUGCUGUUGCACCAGCCGCCUACCCACAUGAUUCUGAGUCCGCACGAGACUGAUCAACCCCUGGACUUUACGAUGUCGAAAUUUAAGACAAAAACUUCGGCAACGGUGGCUUCGCAGCUUAAACAAUUUAACAAUUUCGCCGCUCAACAGCACAUGAUGUUAUUACAAAACAAUGGACUCUACUAUAAUAAAAACAACAAUAAUAAAAAUUUUACACGUGGAAGUACGCCGUCUUCUAGUAGUUCUGAAGAAGAGGGUGUCGGACCCCCGGGGGGAUCGCCUAGAUCUCCCCCGCCGAGCCCUUUGCGAACCAGAACAGAUGAAAUUCCUACUUCGCCAAACACCCCUACAACUGAAAAUAAAUACGGUAAAUUAUGGUUAAACGAACCAGACAUGACUUGGAGACAGGAAGUGUCGCUUCCAUCCAGCCAAGAAUCAAAAAUUGCUUUUCAAACUCGACUAGGUCUUUCCCCAACUGAACCACGACCAAACGCGAGGCUAGACAAAUCGCCCUCUACUCCACAAUCUCAUGAUGAUGGUGAAGCCAAUGGUGAUAUCAGUGGCGAUGACCAAAGCGUUGCUAGUGGUCACCCAGAUCAGAAUGACGAUAAUUCAAUGGACUCCGAAAGAGGUGGUGCUUUAAAUUUGGUGAGAUCAACGAACGAGCAACCUAGAAUAUCCACACCUAACUCGCAGGUAACGAGUUCCAGUCAAGGCGUUGGAGCAGCACUCGCAGCUUUAGGCAGUUUAGGCGGAAUAUUCGGCAAUCACCUACAAAUGCUGGGCAGCCUACCUGCUUUCCAAAGUCCGCAGAGCUUGCAGCAACUACAGCAGCUCGCUAUGUUGCAGCAAGCCAGCGGAAACCAAAUGAAUCCACAAGCUCAAUUUUUAUUUCAAAACCAGGGUUUCCUUCAAGGAUUUUCGCAUUCCAGUAUACCAUCCAGACCCCAACAUACGAUGCAGGUACAACAAAUCGCGCAAGCUGCCCAACAGUUGCAACAACUUCAAAAAGUACAACAAAACACAAAUCAACACAACACCAGUAUUCCAUCUAACAAUCCCAUGCCCCAUCAGACGCAAACGACACCACCGAAUAAUAAUCACAAUAUACCUGCCAGUUUGCUAACGCCGAGUACGCCCAGCUCGGGUGGUCUCACCCCCCAACACCUGAAGACACCUUCCAGAAUAUUAGAACCGUCGCCCGAAGAAACAACGGACCUCGAAGAAUUGGAACAAUUCGCCAAGACAUUCAAACAGCGAAGGAUAAAAUUAGGUUUCACGCAAGGGGAUGUGGGUUUAGCAAUGGGAAAACUCUACGGCAACGACUUUUCCCAAACGACCAUAUCCAGAUUUGAAGCUUUAAAUCUGAGCUUCAAGAACAUGUGCAAACUGAAGCCGCUGCUGCAGAAGUGGUUGGAAGACGCCGACAGCACAUUGGCCAAUCCAGGAGCUCUCAGUAAUCCCAUGACUACUCCCGAAACUAUAGGCAGGAGGCGGAAAAAAAGGACGUCCAUCGAGACGAGCGUGAGGGUGGCUCUCGAGAAGGCUUUUUCGCAGAAUCCGAAACCGACAUCUGAGGAGAUAUCGAUGUUGGCGGAUGGUCUGUGCAUGGAGAAAGAAGUCGUAAGAGUCUGGUUUUGCAAUCGAAGACAGAAGGAGAAGAGGAUAAAUCCACCGGCGGCAGUGGGAUCGCCUUGCUCCGUGGGAAACACAAAUGGAAACAUUCCGUUUCACAUUGCCAAUAGCUUAGCAACUAGUCCCUUGUCGUUGGUGACUUCCAGUGGCCAUAAUUACAACCCUAAUGUGAUGGUUAAGCAAGAAUGACCCCCGCUGAGCUUUUUUGCAGACCAUUUUUUAGAAUAGUUUGAUCUUUAUGUGCAAUGGUUGCAAAUAUCAAUGAACCCCGGUUUUUGUGUACUAUUUACCACAAUGUUGGUGUAAAAGAGUAGCUGUAUUAUAAAUGAGAGCCAAAUAUGUAAAAAUACAAUGAAUUAUUUAAGGUUAUGAAUUAUUUUGACAUCUUCGUUCAGUAUUUUAAGAGACGUUGUACUUAGAUCUCACUAAAUGUUUAAUCGUCGAGCCAGAAUAACAACAAAUUUUUAGGGGAAUUGAAUUGGAGAUUAAGCCGCAGUUUUUUUUUAUAAUUGGUCUUCCAACGACAAUUUUGAUCGUCGCGUGUUAAAAUUAACAUACUUCUUUAGGUAAAUUUGGCUCGAAAUUUUUUGGAAAAGUUUAUAACAAUAGUCCUUACAUUCUGUACGAAGCAGGUUUGAGACAUUAUCAUCUUCUACAUUUUUUAUUUUUUAAAUAAACUCGUUUUUAAUCAUUUAAAAAGAAAAAUUUUAUAUAAUUUAAUUAUCUAUAAAUACAUAAGUAAAUAAAUACGUGAAUUUUCAAUUUAAUAAAAAAUUAUAUACAUACUCGUAAUUGAAAAAGUACCUUAUCAAUCUCCUUCCUAACAUGAACACAAAUUGUCCGAGAUUUAAUCAGGUAAUAAUAUAUUCUACAGAUUGAGCGCAGUUCUAAUAUUAACCAAUUGCACUGUUUCUGUAGUUUAUAAUCUUGAAGUUUUUAAAUGUCCUGUUUUCACAACUGUUAUCGCAGUUGCAGUAGGUUUCUGGGAUCAAAAUACUAUAAAUAUUUGUAGUAUUUGCAAAUCCAAUUAUAUCCUUUCUGCACCCUGUUUAGGACAAAGUAAAUUACCACAUUCAAGCUUCAAACUUAAGACCUUCAAACUAAAACUUCGAAUCUAAAAAAAAUCCUAGAGUUGUCGAGAAUAUAAAUGUAGUAAAUUUUAUUGUACUUGACUUGCUAUUUACUUUAUUAAACUUUCUUCUCCUUUAGUUAUCAUACUUAGAAAAUUAUUGAGAUGUUUGAUUGAUUAUUUGAAAUCUU
Molecule: messenger RNA, 3211 nt
Organism: Phyllotreta striolata
Lineage: Eukaryota; Metazoa; Arthropoda; Insecta; Coleoptera; Chrysomelidae
Source: the annotation of a GenBank genome assembly